CGUUCGGUGCGGAUCGCAGUUCCAUUCGAAUCGCCGGUGUUUUGUGCGGCAAAUAAAAAAGAAAGUGAAACCAUGUCUGAGGGUGAUAUUGAGCUGGAAUCUCCUAGUGCACUGGCUCCCAAGUGCGCCAAUGUGAACAACAACAACAGUGCCCGCUCCAGUCGGGUUGGCAGCGCCUCCUCCGGAGCGGACUCCGUUGCGGACUCCCAGCGGUUCGGCUGGUGCGGAUGGAAUCCGCCGUGGCUCCAGCGCUUCUGCACCGCCAAGUGGGCGCUCUUCUGGCUCUGCUGGGGCGGAGCUCUCCAAGGUCUAAUAGUGAACGGUCUGAUCAACGUGUCCAUCUCGACAAUCGAGCGGCGCUUCGGGCUGCGCUCGCGGCAGAUGGGUUUGGUGGCCAGCGGCUACGACCUGGCCUCCUUCGCCUGCCUGGUGCCGGUCACCUACUACGGCGGACGACGAGGGGCCUCCAAGCCGCGCUUCAUCGCCGUCGGGCUGAUCGUGAUGGGAUUGGGAUCGCUGGUCUUCCUGCUGCCGAACUUCCUGGUGGGCCACUACCGAGCCACCAUCGCCGAGGGGAAUGUGUGCGAUUCCGCCGGAUCACAAUCCAACUCCAGCCAGUCAAUGACCGCCUGCGAAGCGGGAGCUUCGGGAGAAGGGGGGGAGAGCCUGACCUGGACGGUCUGGCUGUUCCUGGGCGCCCAACUGCUCCACGGAGCCGGAGCCUCGCCCCUCUUCACGCUGGGCGUCACCUACAUCGAUGAGAACGUCUCAAAGAAGAUGUCGUCUGUUUACUUGGGCAUCUACUACACCAUGGCCACCGUUGGACCCGCGAUUGGCUACGUUCUUGGUGGACAACUGCUGCUCAUCUACACGGACUGGAUGAGCGUGGACCCGGUCCAACUCAGCCUGACGAGCGACAGCAAGGUGUGGAUUGGAGCCUGGUGGCUGGGCUUCAUCUUCGCGGCUGGCAUGUGCCUCCUGAUAGCGCUGCCCAUCUUCGGCUACCCAAGGGUGCUUCCCGGGGCGGAGAAGCUGCAGCUGGAGAGGGUUUCCGAGGCGCAUGCCACCGGAGCGGAGGCGACGGAGUCCGGAGAAGUGGCCAAGGGACUGGCGGAGCUGCCCCGCGCGGUGCUCAGUCUGCUGGGAAACCCCACCUUCUUCUUCCUCAAUUUGGCCGGGGCUACCGAGGGCCUGGUGAUAGCCGGGUUCGCCGCCUUCCUGCCCAAGCAGAUCGAGAACCAGUUCAGCAUCUCGCCGAUGUACUCCGCCUUGGUGAUGGGUCUGAUCACGGUUCCCGCGGGCGGAGGCGGCACCUUCCUCGGCGGCUACUUGGUGAAGAAGUGGAACCUCGCCUGCAGCGGCAUCAUCAAGAUGUGCCUGAUGGCCACCGUGGUGGCGGCCCUCUUCACCACCUGUUUCCUGGUCUCGUGUCCGAACCCGAAGUUCGCUGGCGUCACCACGGGAUACAACUUGGCCACCCGGACCGAAUUACCAGCCUUGGAGGCGGCAUGCAACUCCAACUGCGGCUGCAGCCGCACGAACUACGAUCCCAUCUGCGGCAUCGACGGCGUCAUGUACUUCAGUCCCUGCCUCGCAGGAUGCGUCCAGGAGGAGCACGUGGACAGCCUAAAGCGCUACCACAACUGCAGCUGCAUCACGGGCGUGGGCUUGGUGGACGAGGCAGUUCCCUCCCCGGAUGCCACCAACCUCAAGUGCGACUCCACCUGCCGCACCCUGCCGCUCUUCGUGGCCCUCUGCUUCGUCCUGAUGGUCUUCACCUUCCUCGCCACAAUGCCGGCCUUGUCGGCGACUCUGAGAUGUGUUCAGGAUGAGCAGCGAUCCUUUGCUCUGGGCCUGCAGUGGAUAAAGGUUCGACUGCUGGGCACCAUUCCUGCUCCACUGAUCUUUGGAGCCCUGAUCGACGAGUCGUGCAUUUUGUGGCAGGAGUCCUGCGACAAUGAUGCAGGAGGAGCUUGCCUCGUCUACGACAAUUUCUAUAUCAGCAGAUACAUGUGGCUAUUGGCGUUGAUCUGCAAACUGGGCUCAGUCAUCUUCUUUUCCUGCGCCUGGUGGUUUUAUGUGCCACCCAUCAAGACAUCGAAAUCAAGUGGCAAGGAAGACGUGAAUUGAGGGGGUUUUUCAACCAUCGAACUGAAAUUUAAACUAACGACCCAGCCAGUGGCUCAUAUUGUGGCUCCUCAUUAAUUGGCUAGCAUUUAUAAUCGACUUAGGAAGUACUUUUAAAUUUAUCUCUAGGAUUCUUAAUUUUAAGCCGCUUAUGCUAAUUAGACUUAUUAUUAGCUUAUUACAACAUAAUUUAGAAGCAACUAUUAAAACUAUUUGUGUAGCUUUUAAAA
This is a messenger RNA of Drosophila ficusphila, 2357 nucleotides long. RefSeq names its product solute carrier organic anion transporter family member 4A1 (gene Oatp26F). Gene Ontology annotation, cellular component: membrane. NCBI's taxonomy places the organism in Eukaryota, Metazoa, Arthropoda, Insecta, Diptera, Drosophilidae. Gene Ontology annotation, molecular function: protein binding. Gene Ontology annotation, biological process: sodium-independent organic anion transport; transmembrane transport. Bases 73 to 2130 code for a protein of 685 amino acids. The transcript is spliced from 7 exons. The record is from RefSeq and is a predicted model, not a curated record.